Molecule: messenger RNA, 1761 nt
Organism: Daucus carota subsp. sativus
Lineage: Eukaryota; Viridiplantae; Streptophyta; Magnoliopsida; Apiales; Apiaceae
Product: ASI1-immunoprecipitated protein 2
Exons: 7
Coding region: 415-1395 (326 amino acids)
Source: RefSeq, a predicted model, not a curated record
AAGACAACUAUACACACGCCUCGGUGUGUUUCAUCUCCCAUCAAAUUCCAUGACAAAAUUACAGUCUAAAACAUAUGAGAAAUAAAUGGAAUUGAUCGUGCAAGACAUGUAUUUAAUAUGUGAGUCGUUGGAUACCAUAAUCAUCUCUUUAAAUUAUUUCUCUUUUUGUUCCUGGUCUUUUCAGUUUCUGCACUGAACUGGAAAGAAAAAACCCCAUCACCCCAUGCUAUCAUGUCUCUCGGGCCAUCCAACAAAGCGAUUUCUUCUCUGCUUGCUUGAUCAAGAUUAGGAGUUUCUUGGUGACCUUUUGGAUUAGCAGUGGUGGCUUUGUCAGCAAUAUAAUAGUAGCGAUUAGAGAUUGUUAGACUAGCUUGGAAACAGACAGUGUGAAACUUCACAACCUAAACAUUUUCCAUGGUAAACCAGUCAAUGUCUUCUCGCAAACGAGCUCUCGAUUGUUCCCCUAUAAAACCUACGUUGAAGAAAAGGUCAACCUCUGAAGUACCAGAAGAUAGAACCCCCAAACGGGUUUCAUUUUCUGUUCAGACUUUCACACAACCAUCAAAACGCCAUCAUGAUGGAAUUGAAGUCUCGAUUAGACGGGAGUCAAACGAUUCAGUUGAUGAACGUCACAAUGGAACUGCUGUACAUUCUCUGGUAUUGGAAGCGUCAAUUAGUAUAACUAACAACACAGACAACAGAGAAAAAAGUUCAUCGUUGUCAUUUAUUAAGGCGUUGCCUAGUUAUUCGAGAGGUGUCAAAUCUCAAACUGAGUUUAAUCAUGACAGUACUGAGAGUACAGAAGGUGUCAAAUCUCAACGUGAAUUCAAUCAUGACCGUACCAAGAGUGCAGAAGGUGUUAAAUCUCGAACCCAGUUCAAUCAUGACGGUUAUAAGAGUACUAAAGGCAGGCUGCAAAGUGUUUUGCCUACUCUGUGCCACCAGAAUGGUCCUGUGAAAGACAUUAUAUGGAGGGGCAUAGUGGAGGUCAUUGACUGUGGUAAAAUAAGGAUGUCUGAAGAAAUGAUUGCUCAUUUAUCUGCCAAAGUUUCCCGGAAAGCUUUUGAAUUUUCAAAGAAGAUCAAGUCAAAGCUGCAAUUUAAGUUGUUUCCUCGCAGUGAUUUGUAUCCAAAAAUCUUUCAGGAUUCAUGCCCUGACAGGGAUGACAUUGCUCUGUAUUUUUAUCCAACCAAAGAUGAGAGGUCAAGAAAGAAAUAUUCUCAACUGGUAAAGGACAUGGAACUAAAGGAUUUAAUGAUGCGGUCCCAAGUAGAUGGUAGAGAGUUGCUUGUGUAUCCGUCUACAAUUCUGACAACAGAUUCACAGAAGCUGAAAGAUAGUUACUUCAUGUGGGGCGUCUUUGGUCGUGAAAUGUAUGAAGUUGAUUUCUUGUAGCCGGCAAGGUACAUUAAAGUUACAGAAGACAUGCAGGGAGAUUCUUAUAGUCGUUGAUGUUCAUGAGUAGUGUGAGGCUGACAUGGAUUAACCUCUCUAGCUUAGGUAGUGUACCUGAUAUGUUGCUUGGUGGAGAUCUUAUGAAAGAAACUAAGAUGAUCUGUUAUAAUUUAUAGCAUUAAAAAAGUCCCAUUUAUGCUGUAAUGGUUUUGAAAGUUGCUUGUAUUUGUGGAAUUUCUUUUAUCUCCGGCAAAUUAAGCCAAAUGUACUUGGGAGUUGGGUCAUCUCAUUAGCAGGUGCCCAAGGUCCUUGUUUUUAUGACUGAAUUUUAACAAAUACAAUGACAUUCAACUAUAUCAAGUUUUA